GCGUCCGAUCGAGAUGCUCGUCAUCAGACGCCUCUGCCGACACGUGUGUCGAAGGCAUGCGACAGGUGCAAACGAAACAAAUCAAGAUGUGAUGCUUACCGACCGUGCUCGUUGUGCAUCCGUGCCGACGCACAAUGUACGACUACAAGCGCCAGAGCGAGGAAUCACGCGGAUCAAACAAGCACGAGUAGAGACCUGAGCUCACUGAACCCGUCAGCACACAAACGAAGAAGGACGACGGGCUCAGUUGAGGCCCAAGAAUCGCGCUCACAUAACCAUGUAUCGAGUCAUCAGACCUCAGGAGAUGCCGAUGUUCACGAGCAUGGAAAUCCGCACGACCAUGCCGAAGAUGAUGGGGAGGCUGAAAGUACAAUGAGCAUGGCCCGGAAGAUUUACAGUCUGGAUCAGCGGCAGCUUGAUGAGUUCGCAAUCAAUGCUAUACCAGGAGCUGAAAUAGGCAACCCUACGCCUGCUGCCCCCUCGCCGGUCGUUGACAAGUUCCCAGUCGGUGCAUAUCUAAUGAAUUCUCUGCCACCAUCAGAUGUGGUAUCCGAGUUGCUCGAAGAAUACUUUACGUCAGUACAUUGGUUUUCUCUGGUCAUCUACGAGCCAAAAUUCCGUCAGAGCNNCUAUUCUCUCCGGGAUGGUCUCGCAGAGCCAAGUCAGAAAUCGUUCCUGGUUCUAUUAUCAACAAUGCUAGGUAUGGCAGCUUGGUAUAGAUCACAAAGACCUGGAGCUGAGACCGGAAGAUCAAGUCGAGAGUGGAAACAGCUCAGCUCCGACUUACUGAAAAAUGCCGAUAAUGAGCUCAUCAACAUCAUGUAUCAGAAUUCGAUCCCGGCUAUUCAGACUCUGAUCUUACUCGGCUCAUUUUACUGCUAUCAUGGACGGCCAAACUUGUCGUUCUCCAUGCUUGGUGCAAGUGUGCGCGCUGCUCAAGCAUUAGGCCUGCAUCGUGAACCAUAUCAGGCUUUCUUCGAUGUCUGCGAGGAGAAGAAGAGAGUCUGGUGGACGAUAUAUACUUGGGAUAUGUUCGCUGCUGUUACGUAUGGACGGCCUCUGGGUAUCCACGACGAAGAUUGCACGGUGACAAUGCCCUCUGAGUAUACCGAGAAUAUCCAGUUUCCCGACGCUGCGAACAGUCAAGAAUGUCCUCCUGUUUGCUACUCUAGGUACCAAGGAGAGCUCAAUAAGCUGUACAUGAUUGCGUCCCCAGUCAUAAAGAAGGUCUACGGCACGCGUCUACGGAGAGGCGGUUCCGACGCUGAGAAUGCGCCAUAUCUACGACUCGUGAAAAGCGUCACGAUCAGGCUUUGGGAAUGGAGAAGAGCUUUGCCACACCAAUUGGUAAUCAAUUUGUAUAGCGAUUGCUCGCCUGAGUUGAGUACGACAGAAAGAGCCCAUUCGCUGCAAAGCUUGGCUCUUUCCCUGACAUUCGACAAUCUACUCAUCAUCUUACACAGACCGUUCCUGGCCUGGACCAUUGAUACCCUUACCAAUCGAGGAGGCGCGAACAUGUCAACAAGUACCCCGUCCAACGAUGUUCAAACUUCGAGUCCACAAGAAUGGUGGGAUGCUGCACUUCGUACUGCACGAAUUACUGAGCUGCCACAUUUUGCGCAGCUUGCAACAGAUAGCCAUCUGGUUGCUUUUCUCGCCAUCAAUCUUUUCAAUGCUGCAAUCGUUAUGGUUGUCAUGGCAGUCACGGAUUCGCUCUCAGAUAAAGCGCAAGAAGUCAAGCGCAUCAUUACUCGUAUCCUCCGACUCCAAGAUCUGUUUGGAAGACGCUCAAAGCUGUCAUUGCAGAGUAGCGCUGUUCUCAAGAACGUCGUGCAACUGCUUCUCCGUCGCGAGAACGAGGCCAUCUUUGCGCCUGUGCAGGGCAACACAAAGCCAGCGGAGGUCGGGGAGACGACGCCGUCUUCGACAGUCGGACUCUUGACUGUGCGAGAGACACUCAAUCUUCCUCUGGGCUUGUCACAGGAUUUCGAUUCUCAGCAAAAUGCUGGAAACUCCAGAAGCGCUCUAACAGACUCAUCAUUCGAUCAAAUUUUCUCAAGUAGCUCAUCUGGUACGCCUGCAGUGCCGCAAGGUACACAAAACAUGAUAGACCACUCUACUUCAAACCAUGGCGCUGAUCAGUCUUCUUCUGCUGAGUAUUGGUCAAAUCGUAGUGAGACUCAGGAUAUGAUGAACUUUCUGGACCCGACGCCCAAUCUGGCAGACAACAAUGAUCUAUAUUGGUUCUGGGACACUAUGUGGGAUGGAGCAGCUCAGGGA
Aureobasidium musti is the source of this 2280-nucleotide messenger RNA. The record is from the annotation of a GenBank genome assembly. Lineage: Eukaryota; Fungi; Ascomycota; Dothideomycetes; Dothideales; Saccotheciaceae.